AUGGGAAAACGAGCGAGCUACCGAAGCCUUGACCGACGGCGAAUCUACACGACCUCUUACCGCGACGCUAUCGUUUCUAUCGCGAGCGUCCAUACGGAAACGGUCAACAUCUGGUCACAUCUGCUCGCCGCUCUUUGGUUCGCCACAAACGCGGCACGCUUUACUGGCGCUGCAAUGUGUUUGUCGUCUUCUAGCACAGCAGCCGUUCUUACCUACCUGGUGGCAACCGCUUUCUGUUUUGCAUGGUCGGCACUCUACCACAUCUUUGCAGACCAUACUGCAGCAGACUUCUGGCUGCGUCUCGAUCAUAUUGGAAUCAUCUGCGCUAUCUGGGCCUCUUCCGUAUCGUUCGUAGAACUCUCCCCUGGCUGGCACUCUUCCGAGCGCUGGAGACACAUUCUGAUGGUAACUGCCACAGCCACGAUUUGCUGUAUGUGCCUGUCCACCGUCUCGCUGUGCGGCAACUUGAAGCAAAGCUUUCGCAUCCGCACGCACGUGAUCAUGGGCAGCGUUGCAGCCAUCCCCGCACUGCGUUGUUGGCAUCUCCAUAGGCCAGGGCAGUGCAUGGGUCUUCUUGCAGACUUUGUGACCAUGAUCGUUAUCAACGGGUCAGGAGGCGCUAUCUACGCAACACACUUCCUGGACGAGAGAAUCAAGAAGAAGCUAGGCGUGCCGGGUGCGACCCAUCAGGUCAUGCACGUUCUGGCUGUCGUUGGAGCACUAAUCUACGAGCGCGGUCUGAUGCUCGCGUACUUUCAGCGCCAUAAGCCAGACGAAGACUGUCCUCUAUGGGGUUGA
Molecule: messenger RNA, 798 nt
Organism: Alternaria postmessia
Lineage: Eukaryota; Fungi; Ascomycota; Dothideomycetes; Pleosporales; Pleosporaceae
Exons: 1
Coding region: 1-798 (265 amino acids)
Cellular component (GO): membrane
Molecular function (GO): signaling receptor activity
Source: RefSeq, a predicted model, not a curated record